AUGCUGAAGACGAAGGGCCGCCGAUUCAAGGACAUUUUGGCAGAGGGCAAUAAGAGCUACAUCUUCGAACCCGGUCGCACGAAGGACGACGUGCGCGUACGCGUCGGUGAGGCCGACCGCCUGAAGAAGGGGUACCCCGAAGUCGCAUUGCCUCGCGCGCAGCCCCCGGUCUCGUACUCGCAAAUCGAGUCGAGGUUUAUCGUCGCGGCAAAGAAGGUCCUCAACAAGGACCCCGAAUUGGAGAUCAUCCGAGUGGGCCAAGCCACUGGUCUGCUCGAGGUCACGUACACGUCCAGGCAAAUCACGGAUAAGCUCCGUAAGAUGGCAAUGAGAGCGAAGACCGUGGAACCCGUCGCGACGCUCCAGUGCUUUGUCACCUGCAACGACUCAAGCGUCGACGCGAGCCCUUUGGUUCUUGACGUGUCGGCAAACGAUUACAUCUUUGAGGUCAAGUUGCAGUUGUGUGCGACUUGCAACCUCGGUCUCGGGCCCCUCCAACAUCUCGCACUGUUGCACGACGGCACGGUUGUCCAAGACGUCGCCGUCGUGCAACAGUGCGAGAUGUUGGAGGGGCCCGAGACCAAAGCAGCGCCGCUUGCGACGAGCGACCUGCCACCCAACAAGCGCCGCAAGUUUCGCUGA
This is a messenger RNA of Saprolegnia parasitica CBS 223.65, 642 nucleotides long. RefSeq lists its product as hypothetical. The record is from RefSeq and is a predicted model, not a curated record. The transcript has 3 exons. Bases 1 to 642 code for a protein of 213 amino acids. Lineage: Eukaryota; Oomycota; Saprolegniomycetes; Saprolegniales; Saprolegniaceae.